UUUCAGGUGUUUGGUGGUGAUGAGUCAUUAUCAUUCAGGUUUCAGGUGUUUGGUGGUGAUGAGUCAUUAUCAUUCAGGUUUCAGGUGUUUGGUGGUGAUGAGUCAUUAUCAUUCAGGUUUCAGGUGUUUGGUGGUGAUGAGUCAUUAUCAUUCAGGUUUCAGGUGUUUGGUGGUGAUGAGUCAUUAUCAUUCAGGUUUCAGGUUAGCGUUCACCUCGACACUUGACACCGCUACAGGAAGUGAAGAGAGGCUUUUUCUCACCGCACUGUUCUUGGUGUUCAGUAUAAAUGUGCUGGUAGUUAAUUAGAUGUGUUGGUGAGUGUGAUGUUGAGAGGUUUAUACUAAUCACUGUAUGGAAGUUUUAUAUCAGCACUUGUCUAAUGAACAGAUCAGUGUUUCUCAUGUUUCUCAUGUUUCAGCCUGAAAUUUUACCACAAUACCAUUCCUUCAUUUUUCACUAACACAGUGUCACACUUUCAUUUAUUUAUUUAUUUAUUUAUUUAUUUUUGCUUAGUUUUUAAAUCAGAAUGUUUUUUAUUGUUGAUGAAGUUUGGAGUUUACAGUUUGGGGGGAAGCAGAAAUACGGACGCGGUCAAACGCUGAUGCACUAACGCUUCUGUACGUUCACGUUUAUAUACGUUUACGCAAGACUGAGUGUAUAUCCUCACUGUACAGUCUACAGCAACGCUCUACACAACAACACUACACAACAACGCUCUACACAACACGCUCUACACAACAACGCUCUACACAACAACACUCUACACAACAACACUACACAACAACGCUCUACACAACAACACUACACAACAACGCUCUACACAACACUACACAACAACGCUCUACACAACAACACUACACAACAACACUACACAACGCUCUACACAACACGCUCUACACAACAUCGCUCUACACAACAACACUACACAACAACGCUCUACACAACACGCUCUACACAACAUCGCUCUACACAACACUCUACACAACAACACUACACAACAACGCUCUACACAACAACACUACACAACAACGCUCUACACAACACUACACAACAACGCUCUACACAACAACACUACACAACAACACUACACAACGCUCUACACAACACGCUCUACACAACAUCGCUCUACACAACAACACUACACAACAACGCUCUACACAACACUACACAACAACGCUCUACACAACAACACUACACAACAACGCUCUACACAACACUACACAACAACGCUCUACACAACAACACUACACAACAACGCUCUACACAACACGCUCUACACAACAUCGCUCUACACAACAACACUACACAACAACGCUCUACACAACAACGCUCUACACAACAACACUACUCAACAACACUCUACACAACAACACUACACAACAACGCUCUACACAACAACACUACACAACAAUGCUCUACACAACAACACUACACAACAACGCUCUACACAACAACGCUCUACACAACAACACUACACAACAACGCUCUACACAACAACACUACACAACAACACUACACAACAACGCUCUACACAACACGCUCUACACAACAACGCUCUACACAACAACACUACACAACAACGCUCUACACAACAACACUCUACACAACACACUACAUAACAAUGCUCUACACAACAACACUACACAACACGCUCUACACAACAAUGCUCUACACAACACGCUCUACACAACACUACACAACACGCUCUACACAACAACACUACACAACACGCUCUACACAACAACGCUCUACACAACACGCUCUACACAACAACACUACACAACAACGCUCUACACAACAACGCUCUACACAACACACUACAUAACAAUGCUCUACACAACAACACUACACAACAACGCUCUACACAACAACACUACACAACAACGCUCUACACCACAACACUACACAACAACGCUCUACACAACAACACUCUACACAACACACUACAUAACAAUGCUCUACACAACAACACUACACAACAACGCUCAACACAACACUACACAACACGCUCUACACAACAAUGCUCUACACAACAACGCUUUCACAACACGCUCUACACAACAACACUACACAACAACGCUCUACACAACAACACCACACAACAACACUACACAACACGCUCUACACAACAACGCUCUACACAACAACGCUUUCACAACACGCUCUACACAACACUACACAACAACGCUCUACACAACAACACUACACAACAACACUACACAACAACGCUCUACACAACACACUACAUAACAAUGCUCUACACAACAACACUACACAACACGCUCUACACAACACUCUACACAAUACGCUCUACACAACACUACACAACACGCUCUACACAACAACACUACACAACACGCUCUACACAACACUCUACACAAUACGCUCUACACAACAAUGCUCUACACAACACGCUCUACACAACACUACACAACACGCUCUACACAACACUCUACACAACACGCUCUACACAACAACACUACACAACAACGCUCUACACAACAACACUACACAGCAAUGCUCUACACAACACUCUACACAACACUACACAACAACACUACAGAACAACGCUCUACACAAAACUACACAACAACGCUCUACAUAACGCUCUACACAACAAUUCUCUACAUAACAACACUACACAACAACGCUCUACACAACACUACAGAACAAUACGCUACACAACAACACUACACAACACUCUACACAACACUACAGAACAAUAUGCUACACAACAACACUACACAACACUCUACACAACGCUCUACACAACAAUUCAUUACCCAACAACACUACACAACAACGCUCUACACAACACUACAGAACAAUGCUCUACACAACAACACUACACAACAACACUCUACACAACACGCUCUACACAACAACGCUCUACACAACAACACUCUACACAACAACACUACACAACAACGCUCUACACAACACAACAAAACAACGCUCUACACAACACUACAGAACAAUGCUCUACACAACAACACUACACAACAACAAUACACAACAACGCUCUACACAACACUACAGAACAAUGCUCUACACAACAACACUACACAACAACAAUACACAACAACGCUCUACACAACACUACAGAACAAUGCUCUACACAACAAUACUACACAACAACGCUCUACACAACAAAACAACACUCUACACAACAACACUACACAACAACACUACACAACAUGCUCUACACAACGCUCUACACAACAAUUCACUACACAACAACACUACACAACAACGCUCUACACAACACUACAGAACAAUGCUCUACACAACAACGCUCUACACAACAAAACAACACUCUACACAACACUACAGAACAAUGCUCUACACAACAACACUACACAACAACAAUACACAACAACGCUCUACACAACACUACAGAACAAUGCUCUACACAACAAUACUACACAACAACGCUCUACACAACAAAACAACACUCUACACAACAACACUACACAACAACACUCUACACAACACUCUCUACACAACGCUCUACACAACAAUUCACUACACAACAACACUACACAACAACGCUCUACACAACAACACUACACAACAACACUCUACACAACACUCUCUACACAACGCUCUACACAACAAUUCACUACACAACAACACUACACAACAACGCUCUACACAACACUACAGAACAAUGCUCUACACAACAAUACUACACAACAACGCUCUACACAACAAAACAACACUCUACACAACACUACAGAACAACACUCUACACAACACGCUCUACACAACAAUUCACUACACAACAACACUACACAACAACGCUCUACACAACACUACAGAACAAUGCUCUACACAACAACACUACACAACAACACUACACAACAACGCGCUACACAACACUACAGAACUGAUCUACACAACAACACUACACAACAACACUACACAACACGGUCUACACAACGCUCUACACAACAAUUCUCUACACUACAACGCUCUACACAACAACACUACACAACAACACUCUACACAACACUACACAAUAACGCUCUACACAACACUACACAACACUACACAACACUACAACGCUCUACACAACACUACACAACAACACUACACAACGCUCUACACAACAACACAACAACGCUCUACACAACACUCUACACAACAACGCUCUACACAACACUACACGAUAACGCUUUACACAACACUACAGAACAUUACACAACACUACAACGCUUUACACAACAUUACACAACAACACUCUACACAACACUACACAACAAGGCUCUACACAACAACGCUCAAACACACGGGUCAGAAGGUUCUCUAUAACAGCGGCUCUGACAGUAGCGCAGGUUUUUUUAAUGCUCUCGUUCUGAUACGUUAUGGUUUCUAUAGUAACGGCUCGUUCACAGGGACGUGUACAGCGCACGCUCCACAUAAACUAAUUGUACAUGUGUGUGAUCAUUUAUGUAUCAGUUAUGGAAGGAGUCUCCAGUGUCAGAGGUAAAGCUUUAACUUUAUGUUGUCCCACAGAGAGAAUAAAGAGAGAAAAGAGAGGGAAUAAAGAGAGGAUAAAGAGAGAGAAUAGAGAGAGAGGAUAAAGAGAGAAAAGAGAGGGAAUAAAGAGAGGAUAAAGAGAGAGAAUAGAGAGAGAGGAUAAAGAGAGAAAAGAGAGGGAAUAAAGAGAGGAUAAAGAGAGAGAAUAGAGAGAGAGGAUAAAGAGAGAGAAUAGAGAGAGAGGAUAAAGAGAGAGAAUAGAGAGAGAGGAUAAAGAGAGAAAAGAGAGGGAAUAAAGAGAGGAUAAAGAGAGAGAAUAGAGAGAGAGGAUAAAGAGAGAAAAGAGAGGGAAUAAAGAGAGAGAAUAAAGAGAGAGAAUAGACAGAGAGAAUAGAGAGGAUAAAGAGAGAAAAGAGAGGGAAUAAAGAGAGAGAAUAAAGAGAGAAUAGAGAGAGAGGAUAAAGAGAGAAAAGAGAGGGAAUAAAGAGAGAGAAUAGACAGAGAGAAUAGAGAGAGAGGAUAAAGAGAGAAAAGAGAGGGAAUAAAGAGAGAGAAUAGACAGAGAGAAUAGACAGAGAGGAUAAAGAGAGAAAAGAGAGGGAAUAAAGAGAGAGAAUAAAGAGAGAAUAGAGAGAGAGGAUAAAGAGAGAAAAGAGAGGGAAUAAAGAGAGAGAAUAAAGAGAGGGAAUAAAGAGAGAGAAUAGAGAGAGAGAAUAGAGAGGGAAUAAAGAGAGAGAAUAAAGAGAGGAUAAAGAGAGAGGAUAAAGAGAGAAAAGAGGGAAUAAAGAGAGGAUAAAGAGAGAAUAGAGAGAGAGGAUAAAGAGAGAAAAAAGAGGGAAUAAAGAGAGAGAAUAAAGAGAGGGAAUAAAGAGAGAGAAUAGAAAGAGAAUAAAGAGAGAAUAGAGAGAGGGAAUAAAGAGAGAAUAGAGAGAGGGAAUAAAGAGAGAGCAUAAAGAGAGGGAAUAAAGAGAGAAUAAAGAGAGAAUAAAGAGACAGAAUAAAGAGAGAGAAUAGAGAGAGAAUAAAGAGAGAGAAUAGAGAGAGAGAAUAGAGAGAGAAUAGAGAGAGAAUAGAGAGAGAGAGAAUAAAGAGAGAGAAUAGAGAGAGAAUAGAGAGAGAGAAUAAAGAUAGAGAAUAGAGAGAGAAUAAAGAGAGAGAAUAGAGAGAGAAUAAAGAGAGAGAAUAGAGAGAGAGAAUAGAGAGAGAAUAGAGAGAGA
Molecule: messenger RNA, 5700 nt
Organism: Ictalurus furcatus (blue catfish)
Lineage: Eukaryota; Metazoa; Chordata; Actinopteri; Siluriformes; Ictaluridae
Product: GATA zinc finger domain-containing protein 14-like
Exons: 3
Coding region: 2399-4315 (638 amino acids)
Source: RefSeq, a predicted model, not a curated record